AUGCAAAAUAUUUUCCAGCCACAUCCGUUUUCUACAACAAUUGGGACUCUGACAGAAAGAGCGACUGAUAGUGGUCAGCCAUCAGAAGAUUGGGCUUUAAUUUUGGAAAUAUGUGACACAGUGAAUGAAACAGAUGAUGGGCCUAAGGAGGCUAUAAGAGCGAUAAAGAAGCGUCUGGUCACUUCUGCAGGCAAAGACAAUGUUUCAAUAUGGUACACAUUAACACUCCUGGAAACUUUAAUAAAGAACUGUGGGAAACGAUUUCACAGUCAGGUUGCCAACAAAGAGUUUCUGCAUGCGUUUUUAAAACUUUUAUCACCUAAAAAUGACCCUCCACAACAACUACAAACGAAGGUUUUGUACAUGCUUAAGUGUUGGAUAUCAAGUAACUGGGAUGUCGCUGGUAAACGGGAUCUGGAAAAAAUAUAUGCUUCGCUUUUACAAAAAGGAGUGCAAUUCCCAACGGUUGCACCAGUUGACUGUUAUGUAGCAAAACCGUCAAGAGGCCUACGUGAUAAUUUGUUCACAUCUAAAACUGGAGUAACUAUUCCGCGAACUAGUUCACAAGAAAAUGAUAAAUUAACUGGAAGAUCUGUAGUAGUUAAAAGUUCUGGAACAGAAUCAGAUAUCCAUGUACGUAAUCAUUUAUCUGUAAAUCCAUCAAGUUCAAGUGUAGUACAUCCAUGCUCUGUUUGUCAUUGUAUACAUGAAUCAAAUAUUCAAUCAUUAGCUUGUCAUAGUGUUGGUUCAAGACCUAAUGUUCAUCCUACUGGUACUUCUGUAUCCUCAUACAGUCGUUCAACACGUAAUGUACAUUUUAAUGGUACAGUUCAAAAUAGAUCACAGAGUAGUACUAUACCAAAUGAUUGUACUGUAAUGGUUGCUAACUCAGAUCAUCAACCAUCUUGUUUAAUUUAUCCAAAACAAUCUCAAUUACAUUCUAUACCAUCAUCUAAUAAUAAAUAUCAACCAAUCAAUAUAAAUUAUUCAAUGAAUUCUAAUUCUAAUUCUAAUUCUAAUAAUAAUGAUGAAAUGGAAUUUGAUGAAGAAGGUAUUGUACGUCAUUUGAAUACAUUACAACGUAUUAAAUUAACAGAAGAUUUAUCUAUUGUUGAAACAAAUAUUCAUGUAUUCAAUGAUUUAUUAGCUGAAUUAAGACCAGAUACUGUUACAAUAGAUGAUUUAAAUUUACUUAAGGAAUUAAAUUGUACAUGUCGUAUUAUGCAUCAACGUGUUAUGGAAUUUUUAAGUCAAGUAUCCGAUGAAGAAGUAACUAAUAAUUUAAUUCAAGUUAAUGAUAAUUUAACAAAUACACUUUUACGUUACGAUCGUUUUGAACGAUAUUAUCAACGUGCAAUACAGAAUUCCGAUAAUAAUAAUUCUUCAAACAAUCAACAAACAAAUUCUGCAUUAUGUUUAACAGAUUCUAGACCACAACUAUGUUUAACUGCUUCAUCAAGUGACCAUAUUGACUCAAGACGUCAUCGAUCGAAUCAUCAUCAUCAUCAUCACCACCAACAGCAGCAACAUCAACAACAAUUAGCAAUUACAGCUGGACCAUCAUCUCUACGUCGUGCAACUGUAAAUGAGUCUACAAUGAAUGGAGUUGUUAGUAGUCGAAUGAAUAGUUUACACUAUAAUCAUACAGAGUCAGGUAACGGUAAUAGUACUGCUGUUUCAAUCACCAACAAUCAUCAUAAUACUAACGAGGAUGAAGAUGACGAUGAAAGUUUGUUGGAUAUAAGUGAAGGUCCUUGUGGUGGUUCUACAACUAGAUCUCAUGAUUCUGAUGAAACUGAUGAAAUUGCUAAAUGGUUAUCUAGUCGACAAUUGAUACCUGUAAACUCACAGCAACAAUCACAACACAGUCAUUGUCCUUUUCAACGCCAACAACAACAGUCAUUGACUACAAACAGUCGUUCACAUUCAUGUGUACGAACAAAUCAUUUAAGUGCUAUUACAAACACUGCUACUACUACCACUACUUCUGCUGGUGUUUCAUUAUAUGCAACACAGAAUCCAUCAAAUAAAUCAGUACACUCUCAUCAAUCUUUUCAUCAUGAAUUAUUGUAAUCUCAGGUAAGGAAAUGCAUCAUCAUUAUCGUGGUUUAUUGAUUUAUUUAUUUAUAUACAUAAACAUUGAUAUUUAAUUUUGUCAUAGAUAUGAAUUUGAUGAUAACAUUCUCUCGUCCGUUGUUGUUACGUUGAAGUGGUGGUUGGAAUUGCUAAUCAUGAUACUGCCUGGAACAAUCGUUCCUCAAGGUACUACCAUACCAGAUAGGUCGGUUGAAGAACGGUAAGACUGAAAGCAACAAACGCAAGGUCUGAAGACGAAGUCAUACUGCUGACUGUACAAAGGUGUGACGGCGGUAGAGUGUUUCCUUCAGACAGCCAGUACAACAGCGAUGUUGCGUUCUCAAAGGGAGGGGUGAGGUUAGAAAAGGUUGACCCUAAAAAUGUACACCUCACCUUAUCCCACGGAUAUCCGUCUGCGGCGUUAAGUUCUCAACAAGUACGGAGCUAACACGAAAAUUACUUACAAAAUGGUCGUGUGUGACUGACCUCGAGUAGUUGUUCCUCGGGCACUCGGUUUCUAUGACCACCUUUAAUCCAAUUUCACUUUCUGGUACCUCCAGAAGAAGAUAAUAUUUUGAUCGUCAAACUCUUCAUAAAUUGAUUCUUUACUAGGAGAUUCACUUGUUGACCUAGAAUAGUCAGAUGAUAUAGUUCUGUUUAAUGAAAUAUUUGACGAGUCUUAAAUGGGAUGAGACUCGCAUUCUGUAUUCCACUGAUAUCCACUAUUCUUCUUUGCUUAUAAUGCUUGUGAAUAUGCAAUAUCUAGGCAUUCUGCACAGAAUGUGCAUAUAUCAAUAAGAGACUGAUCAGUUGAAGUCCUAAAUAUCAAGUAAAUUUAAACUUCACCCUAUUACACAAGCAAAUGGCUAUCAGGACACAUUAGCUAAAUGAAUGAAAUGAUUACUUUUGUAACGAAUGGUAAUGAUUUCAAGUUCUAGAAUGAACAUCAACUCUAGAAUCCAGAUAUAUUCAGCUGACAAGUUCCAAAUAGAAUGAUUGAUUUAUUUUGUUGUUUAAAUUCAUUAAUUUUUUCUACAGAAUUAUAAUUCAAUUUCAAUAUUCUAUACAAUGGAACCCUUGUUAUUUUGCUAUUUUCAUUGAAGUUACAUAAUAAACUACAAUAUAUGUUUACAUAGAUCCUUGAAUGCAUGUUACACAAUAGAGUAAAGAACCAGAAGAAGAAGAAGAAAAAGAAAAAGAAGAAAAUCAAAGCAAUACAUUUCAUAGAGAAUAAUUCAUUGAAUAAAUCUUCUGGUUCAUAUAUAUAUAUAUUCAUGUUACUGCUUAAUGAAUUGUCUAGAUUCAUAUGGAAACAUUCACUAUAGUAAUAUUUCCUACUUUACAUUAGAACAAAU
Messenger RNA from Schistosoma spindalis, 3431 nucleotides. The record is from the annotation of a GenBank genome assembly. NCBI's taxonomy places the organism in Eukaryota, Metazoa, Platyhelminthes, Trematoda, Strigeidida, Schistosomatidae.